Lodderomyces orthopsilosis Co 90-125 is the source of this 1176-nucleotide messenger RNA. It is a transcript of the gene ASR1, whose product is annotated as Asr1p. Lineage: Eukaryota; Fungi; Ascomycota; Pichiomycetes; Serinales; Debaryomycetaceae. The transcript has a single exon. The coding region runs from base 1 to 1176 and encodes 391 amino acids. The record is from RefSeq and is a predicted model, not a curated record.
AUGGGUUUAACUGAUAAAUUGAAAGGAAUUAAGAAAGACGACGUUGACAACUACAACGAACAAGCUGGUAAAUAUGCUGGUGGAAAAGAUGGUCAAACUGGUACUGACUUAGCUCAAGAAAAGUACAAGGAUUAUAACCAAAAGAAAUCUGGUUCAGGAACUGGUACUAGUACUGGUACUGGAUCUGGAGCUGGUACCGCUGCCGGAGCUGGUACUGCUGGUGCAGGUGCAGGAGCUGCUGGAGGUUAUGGUGCUGGUUCAUCAACUUCUGGUAACCACUCAGGUACUACCUCAUCAGGCUACGGGAACCAAUCAGGAACCACUUCAUCCGGAUACGGUGACAAAUCUUCAUCUGGUUACGGAAACCAAUCUGGUACCACUUCAUCUGGUUACGGUAACCAAUCCGGUUCAACCACCUCCAAUGCUUAUGGAUCUCAAUCUGGUUAUGACAACACUUCAUCUGGACAUCACGGUUCAUCUGGUCACCAUGGAUCAUCGGGAAAUCAUAACUCUGGUACUGCCAGUACUGCUGCUACUGGUGCUGCUGGCGCUGCUGCUUAUGGUUCUUCAAACCAAGGAUCACACAGUACUCACAGCUCCAAAUUAGAUCCAAACAAUGAAUAUGGAUCAGGAAACUACGGUAGCGAACCAGCUUCAACAGGUGCUUACGGUAACCAAAAUGCCUCAUCACAUGGAUACGGUAAUGAAUAUGGCAACACUUCAUCAGGAUCUAAGCAUCACUCUGGUCACCAAGAUGCCAGCAAACAUGCUCCAUCAACUACAGAGGGUGGCGCUGCUGGUGCUUAUGACAGCCGUGGAAACACUUCAUCACAAACUGGUCACGGUUCAUCCCAUACUGGUUCUGGUGCUUACGGAUCUACCAACACUGGUUCUGGUGCUUACGGAUCUUCCAACACUGGUUCAGGUGCUUAUGGAUCUUCCAAUACUGGUUCAGGUGCUUACGGAUCUUCCAAUACUGGUUCAGGUGCAGGUACUGCUGGUGGGUACGGUUCGGGUUCAUCAACUGGUCACUCAGGCGCUGGUUCCCACGCCUUCAAGACUGGUAAUGAUGCUUUGGACUCAAAGAUUGCCCAAUUGCCAGAGCACUUGCAAAAGGAAGCACACAAUGAGUUCAACAAGGGUUACGAAGCCGCCAAGUCUCAAUACAAAUCAUAA